Rotaria sp. Silwood2 is the source of this 278-nucleotide messenger RNA. Lineage: Eukaryota; Metazoa; Rotifera; Eurotatoria; Philodinida; Philodinidae. The record is from the annotation of a GenBank genome assembly.
AACGACGACAACUAGGGUAUGAUCCAUACGAAAGUUUGAAAAAUGAAGAACUACGUCUUGCUAUUGAUCAAAUACGUGAUGGAUAUUUUUCACCAGAUGAUCGAUCACGAUUUCAUGAUAUUGUUGGUGCAUUAUUAAUUGGUGGAGAUCAUUGGAUGGUAUUAGGUGAUUAUCAAGCUUAUAUUGAUAAACAAUGUGAAGUAUCCCGAGAUUUUCUUAAUCCUCAAAUAUGGUACUCAAAAUGUAUUCAUAAUAUUGCAGCAGCUGCUAAAUUUUGA